Chenopodium quinoa (quinoa) is the source of this 474-nucleotide messenger RNA. RefSeq lists its product as uncharacterized. The transcript has 2 exons. Bases 1 to 474 code for a protein of 157 amino acids. The record is from RefSeq and is a predicted model, not a curated record. Lineage: Eukaryota; Viridiplantae; Streptophyta; Magnoliopsida; Caryophyllales; Amaranthaceae.
AUGUUGAUCCAAACCUUCUAUAAUGGUUUAACUCAUGAGUUCCAAAUCUAUAUUGACGCUGCAUCUAGGGGUUCUCUCUUGACUAAGAACCCAACUGAGGCAAAGGAACUAGUUGAGAAGAUGGCAGCCAAUGAUAACUAUCACCUAGGAGGCCGAAAUAGUGUGAAGAUGGGAGGCGAUCCAGGUAGCUACUCAAAUCCGGUGAAACUUGGAGACAUAGAAAUAAACAGAGCAUUAUGUGAUCUUGGUGUAAGUGUGAGUCUUAUGCCGCUCUCUAUCUGCAAGAAACUUCAAAUGGGUGAAAUAAAGCCUACACGUAUAUCUUUACAACUUGCGAAUCGGUCAGUCAAGUUUCCUUUGGGUGUACUUAAAGAUGUUCCUCUAUGCGUGGGAAAAUUCUUUAUUCCAUGUGAUUUUGUUGUGAUGGAAAUGGAGGAGGAUGCACAUGUUCCUAUCAUUCUAGACCAUUCUUAG